UUCCGGGGCCCGCCGCGGCGGUGACGCACUUCCUGUCCCUGGGCAGGAGGCGGGGCCAAGAUGGCGGCUGCAGCAGCUCUGCGGGCCUCGGCCGGGCCUGGCUCCUGAGGCGCCCCCGGAGCAGGCGGGCUCCACUUCGCCGCCGCCGCCCAGCAGGCCGGGCAUGGAUCCCUCCGCCGCCCCCUCCCCCGCCGCGGCCCCCGUCGGCUCCGACCGCCUCUUCGACUCGCACCGGCUGCCAAGCGACGGGCUGCUGCUGCUGGCCCUGCUGCUCUACGCUCCGGUGGGGCUGUGCCUGCUGCUGCUGCGGCUCUUCAUCGGACUCCAUGUCUUCCUGGUGAGCUGCGCCCUGCCUGACAGCGUCCUCCGCAGGUUCAUCGUGCGGGUGAUGUGCUCGGUGCUGGGCCUCUGGGUGAGGCAGAGCGACCCCCGCCAGCGCAGCCUCCGCGCCCGCGUCUAUGUCGCCAACCACAUCACGCCCUUCGACCACAACGUGAUCAACCUGCUGACCUCCUGCCACACGCCCGUGCUGAACGGCAGCUCCGGCUUCAUCUGCUGGUCCCGAGGGUUCCUGGAGCUGGGGGCCGCGGGGAGCCGGGCGGAGCUCCUGGAGUCCCUGAAGGCGUAUUCCUCCCAGGGGGGCCACCCCCCGCUCCUCCUCUUCCCUGAGGAGACCACCACCAAUGGCCGGGUCGGCCUCCUGCGCUUCAGCUCGUGGCCCUUCUCGGUCCUGGACACGGUUCAGCCAGUGGCCCUUCAAGUCCAGAGGCCCUUCCUGGCCGUGAGCGUCGCCGAAGCUUCCUGGGUCACGGAGUUGCUCUGGACUUUCUUUGUCCCCUUCACGGUCUACCAAGUAAGGUGGCUCCCUUCGGUCUGCAGACCAGCUGAGGAGGCCCGUGAGGAUUUUGCGCUGCGGGUUCAGGAGCUGCUGGCCUUGGAGCUGGGGCUGGCGUCCACCCGACUCACGGCUGCCGACAAAGCCGAGCACCUGAAGCGCCUGCGCCACCACCCCCCGGCCCCCCACACCCCAGCCCCCAGCCAGCCCUCAGGGGCCCGGCCACGAGCUGCCCCCAGCCUGGCCUCUGCCGAGGACGUGCGCUUGAUGGGCCUGGCCCAACACGUCAAGGAGGUGCUGCCCCACAUGCCCCUGGAGGCCAUCCACAAGGACCUGGCUCAGACGAACUGUGUGGACGCCACCAUUGCCAAUCUGCUGGAGGGGCGGGUUCCCUUCACGCCCAGCGAAGCGGAGGGCGAGGACGCCUCGCUUGCACCAGAUGCCUCCCCAGCGCAGCAGCCCACCACCUCGUCCCAAGCCGCGGUAUGUGCAGAGGUCCCCGUGAAGGUCUUUGCCAGGUCCUCGGAGGCAAGACACCUCUCCCUCCAGGAGCGCAAGCGGGCACUCUAUGACCAGGCCAGGAGAAGGUACGCAGAGAAAUACGGGAAGCCCCAAUGCGAAGGGAGCCGCUGACCGGCUCAUGUUUCUUCCUGGACUUCUGGGGCGGACGGCGAUGGAUCUGGACGUGGGUCACUGCUGUGACGGGGCUGUGUGGGCCUGGCAGUGUGUCUCUUGCUGCCUGGGGGCAGAGCCACGUGCCCCCUUUGCCGGGCAAGACGAUGGCUGCGCCCGGGCCCAGAGCGGGGGCCGCAGCCGCCCGGGCUCCCCACCACAGGGCCAGGACUCUGCACUGCCCUGCAGCAAAGACAGGCCCGGAGUCUGCGUCAGAGGGGGGG
This is a messenger RNA of Hemicordylus capensis (graceful crag lizard), 1731 nucleotides long. RefSeq names its product AUP1 lipid droplet regulating VLDL assembly factor (gene AUP1). The transcript has 12 exons. The record is from RefSeq and is a predicted model, not a curated record. Gene Ontology annotation, cellular component: membrane. Gene Ontology annotation, molecular function: ubiquitin binding. Bases 164 to 1468 code for a protein of 434 amino acids. NCBI's taxonomy places the organism in Eukaryota, Metazoa, Chordata, Lepidosauria, Squamata, Cordylidae.